AACUCCAGAGACGGAAAAGGUCACAUACACAGCUCCAAUCUUUCAUUCCAAUCUAUUUUAAUCAGCUGUGCUCUCUUCCCAGCAUCCUUCUCAUUUCAUCAUGAUUAUUCCCCAAGGUUGGAGAACUAGGUUGGUCGCAAUGGAGCGGACGGAGGCUAUGGAUGAGCGGUUUGAUUGAGGAUGAAGGGUUAGUCCAUGCCAAAAACUCUCUUUUUUUUUUGACUGAUGCACUUUUAAACGUACUUUUCAGCUUCCAGUUCACAUGCUACAGGCAUAUCACAACUUUAGGCAUAGGUAAACAAGAUCCACGUGAGAUUUAUUCAAGAUUUAUAGAGUAAGACACCACCUCUCGCAUUCGCACGCCAAUCCGUGAGCACAGGGUGUCACCGCCACGCGGCUCCCCACCUGCUCUCACACCUUUCCUCAGUCAGAGAUCACAACUGCAACUCUCCAGCUGUCUCUCAUCGGCGUCACGAGCCGGCGAAGCUGCCAACAGCUGUUUCUACUCUUUUUUUGGACACUUGUCUCUCUAUUUCUCGCUAAUUCCCUCCAUCUCUUUCCUCACCGUGUCACUGACACCAUCUUUAGUUUGACCCUCUUUGCCAGGAAGGGAGAGGGAGAGAAAUGCCAUCACCACAGCAGGGUCUUCAGCUGCCACACAAGUAGACUCACACAAGUGUUGAGAGAAGGAGAGAGAGACAGUGCGAAAGAUAGAAAAGGCCAAAAGGAGGUGAGAGGAAGCAAAGGCGAGAAGAGGAAACAAGAGGAGGCGGAGACGCACAGCUGAAGAAUGUACAGCUUGGGGUCGGGCUCGGAUGCAUCCAGACGGCACAGGCUCUAGGAGGCUGAAAUGGCCACUCCUCAAGGGUGCUGGGGUCCCUCUCUUCAACUCCUCUUCUUCUUUCAUCUGUUACUCAAUGUAGUGCCUCCCUGUCUGGGACGUCCAUUCUUUGGCCCUCCUUCGGUCAACGUGGCUGUGGUUUUCAGUGGUAUGGCCCACCACAGUGAGAUCAAGGGCCGUCUGAGUCCAGAAAACUUCCUAGACAUGCCCCUGGAAGUGAACCCCAUCACCGUGCUUGUGAAUGACACUAACCCCAGGGCAUUACUCACACGUCUCUGUCAGACUAUGGCAGCAGAGAGCCUCCACGGAGUGGUGUUUGAAGAUGACGUGGACUCAGAAGCUGUGGCACAAAUCUUAGACUUUAUCUCCUCUCAGACGUCCAUUCCCAUAGUAGGCAUCAGUGGAGGUUCUGCAGUUGUCAUCCCACAUAAAGCUGAAGGCUCUACCUUUCUCCAGAUGGGAUCUUCUAUAGAGCAGCAAAUAAAUGCAAUGUUCAAAGUGAUGGAGGAGUACAACUGGGGUAACUUUGUGGUGAUCACCAGUUUGUAUCCCGGCUACGAGACCUUCGUGGACUACAUUCGCUCCUUCACGGACACCAGCUACUUCCUGUGGGAGCUGCAGGAUGUGCUGAGCUUCGAGAUGUCCGUGGGGGCCAAUGACAUCCGCACACGUAGGCUACUACAGCAGGUGGACUCGCAGGUAUAUCUAGUGUACUGUUCCCACGAGGAGGCGCAGUACUUGUUCAGGAUGGCCUCUGAUGUGGGGCUUCUGGGGCCUGGAUACAUCUGGGUCAUCCCCAGUCUGGCUGUGGGGAACCCUGAAGCGUCCCCUCCUGACAGUUUCCCAGUGGGCGUCAUCAGUAUUAUCACAGACCGCUGGAGGAAAACACUGCGCCAGAGGGUUCGGGAAGGAGUGGCAGUCAUUGUAAAAGGGGUGUACAGUUUCCACAAGCACAGAGGAUUUAUUCCUGAGGGUCACAGUGACUGCAAUAGUCCUGCCAAAUUGAAUGCCAACAAUUCUCUCUUCAGGCAUAUGCGAAAUGUGUCAUGGGAGCAUAAGGACCUCUCCUUCAACGCUGAUGGCUAUCUCACUAAUCCUUCCAUGGUGAUCAUUGCUUUGGAUCGAGAGAGACACUGGGACAAGGUAGGAAACUAUGAGGGAGGGAUUCUGCAGAUGCGUUACCCUGUAUGGCCCCGUUAUGGGAGCUUCCUGGAGCCCGUAUCUGACAACCGCCACCUGACCGUGGCUACCCUGGAGGAGAGGCCUUUCGUCGUCGUGGAGAGUGUUGAUCCUGCCACGGGCACUUGUGUGCGCAAUACUGUGCCGUGCCGUCGGCAGUCCAACCGGACUGAAAGUAUAACCGGUCACACUGAGCCUUACACCAAACUCUGCUGCAAAGGCUUCUGCAUAGACAUCCUAAAGAAGCUCUCACGCACAAUCAAGUUUUCAUAUGACCUUUAUCUGGUCACCAAUGGGAAACAUGGCAAGAUGGUCCGUGGCGUCUGGAAUGGGAUGAUUGGAGAGGUCUUCUACAAGCGUGCAGAUAUGGCAAUUGGCUCUCUUACCAUCAAUGAGGAGCGGUCAGAGAUUGUUGACUUUUCAGUGCCAUUUGUGGAGACUGGGAUUAGUGUUAUGGUGGCCAGAAGCAAUGGAACAGUCUCACCUUCUGCCUUCCUGGAGCCUUACAGUCCAGCCGUGUGGGUUAUGAUGUUCGUAAUGUGCCUGACUGUUGUGGCAGUCACCGUGUUCGUCUUUGAGUACUUCAGCCCUGUUGGGUAUAACCGGAGCCUUGUCAGUGCCAAAGCCCCUGGGGGUCCAACCUUCACCAUUGGAAAGUCCGUCUGGCUCCUGUGGGGAAUCGUCUUCAACAACUCUGUUCCUAUUGAAAACCCCAAAGGCACAACCAGCAAAAUUAUGGUCCUGGUUUGGGCUUUCUUUGCUGUCAUCUUUCUCGCCAGCUACACAGCCAAUUUAGCUGCCUUCAUGAUCCAAGAGCAGUACAUUGACACAGUGUCUGGACUUAGUGACAAAAAGUUUCAAAAACCCCAGGAACAUUAUCCUCCUUUUCGCUUCGGGACAGUCCCAAAUGGCAGCACCGAGAGGAACAUUCGAAGCAAUUACCCUGACAUGCACACCCACAUGAUAAAAUACAACCAGAAGGGUGUGGAAGAAGCUCUCAACAGCCUUAAGACAGGGAAGUUGGAUGCCUUCAUAUAUGAUGCAGCAGUUCUUAAUUAUAUGGCUGGCAAGGAUGAGGGCUGCAAGCUGGUCACCAUUGGUAGUGGGAAGGUGUUUGCUACCACAGGCUACGGCAUUGCUCUGCAGAAGGACUCCCGCUGGAAGCGCCCCAUAGACCUGGCUCUCCUCCAGUUCCUGGGAGAUGGGGACACACAGAGACUGGAAACAGUAUGGCUGUCUGGAAUAUGUCAGAAUGAGAAAAACGAGGUCAUGAGCUCUAAACUAGACAUAGACAACAUGGCAGGUGUUUUCUACAUGUUGCUCGUGGCCAUGGGCCUCAGCCUGCUGGUCUUUGCUUGGGAACAUCUACUUUACUGGAAACUGAGGCACUCUGUCCACAAGUCUGAUCACUUAGACUUUCUACUGGCCAUCAGCAGGGGCAUAUACAGCUGCUUUAAUGGCGUUGAAGACUUUGGCAGAUCUACCAGCAUACAGAAUCCAGAUCUCACUGCCAAUUACGCCCAGGCCAACAUGCUGAAAAUGCUGCAGACAGCCAAGGACAUUGUCUCCUCAGCCAAAGUGGAGAACUCAUUGGAUAACGCCACCAAGACCAUUGAGAACUGGAGCAGACACGGCGGCAGCCUCCCAGCACGUAUCCCACUGGUGACCACAACUGAAAAGGUCCCUGGUCACUUCUCAUAUAUCACUAACGUCACGGAGAACCACAUACCUCACAUGCAGCGUUCCAUAACUCCACCUUUCACGCAGCACAUCAAAACCACUAGCCCACCACCGAUGGUAAACCAUAGAGUUCUAACACGGCCCACUCCUCUUCGCUACACACUUCCCGCCAGGACCAGGGGUCUCUACGACGGUAUGCUUCCUGUAUCCAGUCUAAGCACACCUCAUCUAGCCAUGCAUGAUCCUCCAUCCGACCUGGCCCAUCCUGGUUCUUCCUUUGUUCCAUAUAGAGACAUGUACACCGAACACCACAAGUCUUGUCACAAUGAUUUGUCAGAUGCCGUCAGGAGGAAAAAGAGACCCCAAAAUCUCAUUGUGGAGUCCAUGGAUCUGAGGGGGCUUCACGAUUAUAAAGACCAAUCAACAUGUCAUACCGAAGCAAACAGUUUUGCUGAAAACCACCUGUCCUCUUCCUUCGGCGAAAAUCCUUUUGUAGCAGCGGACACAGCUUGUAAUUCCUGUGUCAAAACGUACUUUGACCCUGCGUUCGAUGACAUACCGUUGAUAGGGAAAAGGAAGCUUCAUCGCAGACCGUCGUUUCUGAAAGCCACUUGGGGCCCCGACAGAGUCCGGUUCCAGAAUGACAGAUCCACAGCAGCAGCCUCCUCACGAGGAGCUAUACCUGACCUGUUCCCUUGUGUGGAUGUACACGGACGGGUGAGGAACACCAUGUGUUACGCCCAACCGAUGGAUCACACCUCCCUUCACGCCUUCCGGCGAAACACCAGGAAAAGUCAGAAGCUGAGACACAGCCAGUCCACCAGGCUUCCCACCUACAAGGAGGCGAUUUUCCACAAUGUGGCAGCUGUCAGGAGAGCGUCAAGUUUGGUGCAUAGACCCUAUUCCUACCCAGAGCUGCCAGUCUACCAGAGCCCCCUGUCAUAUGGACCAGCUGAAUUAUGCAACAUCUUCCCCUGUAUGGGACAUCCUAGUGACAGUGUAUAUGGAGGGUAUAGGGUACCCACACACCUACAAGAUGACCAUCUAGUGCCUGUUCCAGGCAGCAGGGUGGUUCAUACCAGCCCUAUUGUGCCCAUGACAUGGGGCAGAAUUUCCAGUUUGGAAUCAGAGGUGUGAACUUGUCCUUCCAUGUGCCAAUUAUAAAUUAUUUGGCCCACAAGCUUCUACUGACCAAUACAAUUACUUUGCCUUUAACGCGAGCAGAAACACAAACCAUGAUACUGGGUUUAAUUUGU
Molecule: messenger RNA, 4956 nt
Organism: Rhinichthys klamathensis goyatoka
Lineage: Eukaryota; Metazoa; Chordata; Actinopteri; Cypriniformes; Leuciscidae
Gene: grin2cb
Product: glutamate receptor, ionotropic, N-methyl D-aspartate 2Cb
Exons: 13
Coding region: 851-4837 (1328 amino acids)
Biological process (GO): long-term synaptic potentiation; synaptic transmission, glutamatergic; excitatory postsynaptic potential
Cellular component (GO): plasma membrane; postsynaptic density membrane; postsynaptic membrane
Molecular function (GO): transmitter-gated monoatomic ion channel activity involved in regulation of postsynaptic membrane potential; NMDA glutamate receptor activity
Source: RefSeq, a predicted model, not a curated record